AUGAUACUCAUGGGCAACAAAUCCGCAAAGUAUCUUCCCUUGACCUCACCACUGCUUCCAUCUGAUGAUUCAGAAGCAUGCAAGCAAGGCAGCUACAGAGAUGAUCGCUCCAAGCAUAAUACCUGGCACAUACUUGCAAUGCGUGAAAAGAUGCUGAUUAUCAUCAUCAUUCUGCAAACAAUUGCUCUCAUUGUCGCCAUCAUAUUCAACAAAGAUUGUGGUAGCAGCACUAUACCAUGUCGGUGCCCGUCCACUGAUGGGAUGCUCUUGUACUACUUCACAAAAUUUGAAGUGCCCGUGCAAUCAGAAGCUGAAUACAAAAUCAAGUUGUUCACGCCUGGAAGAGAACACAAAACUAUCUAUCAGGGGGCUUCGAAGGAAGUUGAUCGUGCUUGGGGAGAGCUUUACAAUUAUACUCUCUUGAAAAUCCUGAAAAGUGAGGCUGCACUUCUUCCCAAUAAGAUGUAUCCCAUCAAACACGAGCCCGGCUACUACCUCCCUGGACUUGAUGUUUUUCACCAGCUUCACUGCCUGUGGUGUUGCACAAUCCUUGAAAUUGUAUUUAUUGCUCCAAAAAUGCGAAAUCAGCUUGUUUUCCCUGCCAAAUUUGGCACUCUGGAGAGAUUGGACUAUAACUUUCCAACCACAACACGUAUGAACAUGAAUUUUUAUUUGUGGCCCCUAUGUCGAGAUCACCCCUAA
Laccaria bicolor S238N-H82 is the source of this 702-nucleotide messenger RNA. RefSeq lists its product as uncharacterized. The record is from RefSeq and is a predicted model, not a curated record. The coding region runs from base 1 to 702 and encodes 233 amino acids. The transcript is spliced from 6 exons. Gene Ontology annotation, biological process: mycotoxin biosynthetic process. NCBI's taxonomy places the organism in Eukaryota, Fungi, Basidiomycota, Agaricomycetes, Agaricales, Hydnangiaceae.